This is a messenger RNA of Esox lucius (northern pike), 1283 nucleotides long. It is a transcript of the gene gtf3ab, whose product is annotated as general transcription factor IIIA, b. NCBI's taxonomy places the organism in Eukaryota, Metazoa, Chordata, Actinopteri, Esociformes, Esocidae. The transcript is spliced from 9 exons. The coding region runs from base 90 to 1067 and encodes 325 amino acids. Gene Ontology annotation, cellular component: nucleus. The record is from RefSeq and is a predicted model, not a curated record.
UCCAUCUUUGUAGGCAUAUAGAUGACCUGCCUUCAGAGGUUUGUUUGAGGCUGCAUUACCGAAAAUACUUUUAUCUGUACUGUUAAACAAUGGGAGAAAGUAUACAAGUCCAAAAAAGCUUCAUUUGUUCUUUUGUCAACUGCAAAGCCACCUUCAAUAAAUCAUGGAAAUUAGAUGCCCAUCUUUGCAAGCACACAGGUUUGAAACCCUUUUCGUGCAAGAACUGUGACAAGCGAUUCUGCACCCGCUAUGAGCUCACCAGACAUGAGUUGAGCCACAGUGGCGAGAGACCAUACAAGUGUCAGGCGGAAGGAUGCGCCGCAGACUUUGUCACACAUGCGAGCAUGAAAAACCACAUGAUACAGGUUCACCAGCUCCAGGAGAAGCACUAUAAGUGUGACCACGAAGUCUGUGGGAAGGAGUUCCGAAAGAAGAGCAAGCUCAAGACGCACAAGAUGGAACAUAAACAACUGUUGCCCUUUCAAUGUGACAUUGAGGACUGUAAAAAGCAAUUUGCUGCUCCUGGACAACUGAAGCGACAUGGGAAAGUUCACCAAGGUUACCCCUGUGCUGUGGAGGACUGUCCAUUCCAGGGGAAGACCUGGUCUGAGUACCAGAAACACAGGAAGGCUGUGCACAGAGUCAAGUUGCAGUGCGACAGUUGCAGCAGGGUGUUCCUGGAGGCAUGGUUCUUGAAGCAGCACCAGCUACGGAUACACUCCGAUGUGCCCAAGAAGGUGUUCCAGUGCUCUGACGCGGAGUGCAGGAAGACCUUCACAAAGCGCUUCAACCUUGAGAACCAUCAGUUGUCAGAACACGAGGGCAAGAAGGCCUUCUGCUGUGCCCACGAAGGCUGCGGCAAGAGCUUCGCUAUGCAGGAGAGUUUGAGACGACACCAAGUGGUUCAUGACCCGCUGAAGAAGAAGCUCCAGAAGAGUCACCCCAAAAAGGGCAAGUCUUCACAAAGGAAGACCAAGACAGAGUCUGGGACAGCGUCCACACAGGCUGAGACCAGCGAACUGGCUGCCAGACUACGUAACACAAGCUUGAAUGACUCUACCCCCUAAAGCUGUAUUGCCCUACCCCCUCACCCUGUUACACCUGCUCUGACAUGGACCCACAGGUGUCCAGGAACCUAUUUGCUCCGCGUUAAACGUCUUUUUGUUCAGUAAUUUUCAGGAGCUGAAUCUUUCUGUUAUGCAUUAUUAGAUCCCUGUUGGCUGCUGCUCCGGCAGACUGCUGCUUCUGGGGUCCACUCUUCAAAUAAACCCUCACAACUGCAA